This is a messenger RNA of Phytophthora nicotianae INRA-310, 1620 nucleotides long. RefSeq lists its product as hypothetical. NCBI's taxonomy places the organism in Eukaryota, Oomycota, Peronosporomycetes, Peronosporales, Peronosporaceae. The transcript has a single exon. The record is from RefSeq and is a predicted model, not a curated record. Gene Ontology annotation, molecular function: polygalacturonase activity. Bases 1 to 1539 code for a protein of 512 amino acids. Gene Ontology annotation, cellular component: extracellular region. Gene Ontology annotation, biological process: pectin catabolic process.
AUGAAGUUCGUCUACCCCGCCACCGUCCUCUUCCUUCUGGCAAGUGCUGCUGUGGCCAACCAGGCCCAAGGAGGUGCUACCAAUUGCAACGCUAAAACUUCGCCUUCAAUUACAACGGCCAGUACAAGCACGGCUGGGUCCAGCGCGGAGAUGACCUCCUCUACUACUACUUCUCCUGUGUCGGCUGCAUCAGCUGUUGAUGCCUCGGUUGCUACCGCUACCAGCGCAGGCUCCAUUGGUGCAGAAGCCGACGACUCAAGCGUGCUCUUGAAAUCAGAGUCGGCUUCGGCUUCUACAGACUCGUAUACUGCUUCAUCAUCCGAUGUCUCCACGCAAUAUUCUUCGACGACUUAUUCUUCGUACGGGUCCACGGCUUCAAGUGCUGCCAGUGCAAACUACGCCACGUCCACGGAGGCUAGCUACUCCAGCCAGGCUGCUAGUGAGACUACUGGCCAAUCCUCCUCUACUUCCAGCGAAGCGAUUGAGGCAGCGUCGUCCAGCGCUGCUGCUACGACGGAUUCAAGUAACACCAAUACGACCACAACCGCUGCUUGCACCCUGUCGGGAACUUACUCAGAAGGCACAGAUGUGUCUUCAUGCAGCAGCAUCGUCAUCAGUGACCUAUCUGUGCCCAAGGGGGUCACUCUUGAUCUGACAGACAUCGCCGACGGUGCUACCAUUACGUUCGAGGGUACAACCACAUUCGGGGAGGAAGAAUGGGAUGGCCCACUGAUCCUACUAACAGGCAAUGACCUCACAGUGACCGGAUCGGGCACUCUUGAUGGUCAAGGAUCUUGGUACUGGGAGAAAGGCACGUCAAUCUCGAAGCCCGUGUUCUUCCGUCUGAAAAAGGUCCUGUCGUCCACACUCGAGAACUUCAACAUCAAGAACUCGCCGUAUCGUACGUUCAGUAUUUUGGACUGCGAAGACACUACGCUUACGGGUCUGACUCUGGACUCUAGUGCUGGUGAUGGCACUGCUAAGAACACGGACGGCUUUGAUCUGAGUCGCAACGUUCGACUUACGAUCUCGGACUGCACCGUGUACAACCAAGACGACUGUCUCGCCAUGCAGUCCAGCAACGACACCACCUUCUCGGGCAAUACUUGCAGCGGUGGUCACGGUAUCUCGAUCGGUUCACUUGGCGGUGAUUCGGUGACCGAAUCGGACAUUGUCAGCGGGCUUACUGUGAAGAACAACAAGAUCGUGGACAGUGUCAACGGCAUUCGUAUCAAGACGAUUAUCGAUCUGUACGGGACGAUCACCGGCGCCACCUACACCGACAACACGCUGUCGAAUGUCGAAAACGCCAUUGUGAUACACUCGGAUUACAGUAAAUCGGAGGGUGGCUACACUGGUGUCGCUACCAGUAAGGUCGAGAUCACUGACAUCACAAUUUCAGGUCUAUCCGGCACGGCUAAUGACAUCUACGAUAUUCUCGUGAACCCCGACGUAGUUUCGGGCUGGACGUUCUCGGACAUUACGGUGACCGGUGACACGGGCAAUUGCAGUGGUGAGCCUAGUGGAGUAGGCUGCUAAGCUGGUGUUGGAGAUCAAAAACAUCUUACAUUUUGUAGCGUAGAAUGACGUAAAAAAAAAGACUGAAAAAUAAUCCUGUGG